Messenger RNA from Tachyglossus aculeatus (Australian echidna), 972 nucleotides. RefSeq names its product Jupiter microtubule associated homolog 2 (gene JPT2). The record is from RefSeq and is a predicted model, not a curated record. Gene Ontology annotation, cellular component: nucleus. The transcript has 5 exons. NCBI's taxonomy places the organism in Eukaryota, Metazoa, Chordata, Mammalia, Monotremata, Tachyglossidae. Bases 101 to 673 code for a protein of 190 amino acids.
UGGGGGUGUCUCGUGCUCCUCGAUCAAUCAAUCAAUCAUCAAUCUAUUGGUGAUCCAAUUGAUCCAAUCCUCGGUGCUUUCAUCGGCGACAGCGGACACCAUGUUCCAGGGGCCCGACGGCGAGGCCGCCAAGCCCAGCUCCAGGGUAUUGAAGCCCCCCGGCGGAGCCUCCAGCAAUCUCUUCGGAAGCCCCGACGAAGCGGCAGCUUCCACCAAGCCCCACAGGAUGGCCUCCAGUAUUUUUGGAGCGUCGGAAGAACCGCAGAACGUCCCAAGGAGGUCCAAUCCUCCCGGAGGCAAAGGAAGUGGCAUCUUUGAGGAGCCCAGCCCGGUCCAGGCCCGCCAGCGCCCCAACCCUCCCGGGGGAAAGACCAGCGACAUCUUUGGGUCUCCUCUCACCGCCACGGCCGCUCGAGCUCACCCAAAUAAACCCAAGGAUCACAUUGUCUUACACGAAGGCGAGGACGCGAAAUCUGAACCCAAAGCUUCUGGAAACGCGCCCUCCCCGAGAGAACAGAAGGAAAAGGGCGACGCGGGCAAAAGCGACGCCACCAAGGAGCCGGCACGUGAGCCCCACGUGGACAACCAUGAGCCCAGGCUGGGGCCCAGACCCCGCUCCCACAACAAAGUCCUCAACCCACCGGGUGGCAAGUCCAGCAUCUCCUUCUACUAGGGGGCCGGGGGCCGGGGGGGCUGCCACUGCCAUCCAACCCCGUCCUCCACUGCCUCCUUCAUAGCUUCCCUUUAGCGCAAACCAGUCGGCGCCGGGGAAGGGGUCUGCCGUCUUACCCGGAGGUCUGGGCCCGGCUGGCUACUCAGGGGUUGAGCGGGGGGCUCUGGGCAGAAGAGUGAGGGAACCCCCGUCCCCCCCACGGAGUUUGCCAGUCCGGGCCGUCGGUGAGGGCGAGCGGGCCGCUGCACCCUCUCCGCCGCAUCUAGUUGGUAGUUUGAGGCCGUGAAUUGUGCUUUGGG